GGGAAAAGGUAAAAGGCCAGUCUUAGGAAAGUUAAGGAGUCAGAGACACGUUAUGCUUUCUUCUAAGAUCAAAUUUCUAAAACCCUGUUAUUCCAAACUGAACCAACCUGCAGACACUACAAGUUGGUCACCAGCAUUACCGACUUAACAGUAAACAACUCUCCUGUCUUUAAGCUUGUUCAUUAGACAAACCGUUAAUCAGUAAAAGUAGGUCACCUGCAUAACCAAUUUCUUCAUUCAUUCUUCUAAUUAUAUAAACAGUCCCUGCUCUCCCCACACAACAAUCAAAUCGAUCUCUCAACAUUUCUUCAUACGAAAUUCAGCAUUCAAAGAUCAUUUCCAGCAGCAAUCAUGGCAGCACAAGCAAGAAUGGCACUGAUCCUGGUUGUGGUUACCAUGAUGUGGGCAGGGGCUGUGGCUCAGUCGUCCAGUUGUACUAAUGUGUUGAUCAGCAUGUCGCCGUGCCUUAAUUACAUAACAGGGAACUCUUCAACUCCAUCAUCACAAUGCUGUGCACAGCUCAGUAAUGUCGUCAGCUCUUCGCCGCAGUGCUUGUGUGAAGUCCUUAAAGGUGGUGGAUCGUCGCUUGGGAUCAAUGUCAACCAAACUCAGGCCCUGGCCUUGCCUGCAGCUUGCAAUGUUCAGACUCCACCGAUUAGCCAAUGCGAUGCUGUUUCUCCUGCGGGAACACAAAGCACUCCAGGUACCCCUUCAGAUACCGGAUCUAAGACCGUCCCAGCAACACAAGAUGGCUCAUCAGCUGGAAGCUCCAUCAACCUAUCAAUCUCUCUCCUCUUCUUCCUCCUCUUAGCAUCAUAUGGUUCAGUCUUCACAGACUACUGAUUUUCAAAUGUGACAGCAUACCUCUCACCACUACACAUAAUAGGACAUCCCUUUUUACAUUUUGUUAUUAUUAGCGAGUUUGCUAUCGGUUAGGGAUCUAGUUUUGUAUCAUUGAAGAAACCACCGUUCUCUUCUCUUUCUCAAUAAAAAGAAUUAUUCUGUUUUCCAUACCAA
Molecule: messenger RNA, 1017 nt
Organism: Tripterygium wilfordii
Lineage: Eukaryota; Viridiplantae; Streptophyta; Magnoliopsida; Celastrales; Celastraceae
Product: non-specific lipid transfer protein GPI-anchored 19-like
Exons: 3
Coding region: 352-843 (163 amino acids)
Biological process (GO): lipid transport
Molecular function (GO): lipid binding
Source: RefSeq, a predicted model, not a curated record